AUGCCUGGACUGAAACGCUCGGCCUGCGGGUGUGCGUGCUCGUGUGGUAGCGGCAAUAGCGGGCCGCGCAAGACGACGGCGUAUAUCGCUUUGGGGAGCAAUAUGGGUGACCGCGUUGCAGAGAUUGAGCGUGCUUGCAACGAGAUGGACCGUCGAGGCAUCAAGGUCAAGAGGACUAGUAGUCUUUGGGAGACGGAGCCCAUGUAUGUGACGGACCAGGACCGCUUCGUCAAUGGAGCUUGCGAGGUUGAGACCGAGUUGGAGCCCAUGGCUCUGCUCGAUCAACUACAAGCCAUUGAGAAUGAAAUGGGUAGAAAAAAGGUCAUAGACAAGGGCCCACGCAACAUUGACCUAGACAUUCUCCUAUACGGUGACGAAAUGGUCGACAAUGAGCGGCUCAGGGUUCCUCACAUCGGCAUCCUGGAGAGGGAGUUUGUCCUCAGACCCCUGGCCGAGCUCAUCCCCGCAAAGUCAUUGGACCCCUCCAAGCCGUGGAAGCUCAUCCAGGACCAUUUGAACGAGUUGCCUCUUGGCGAGCCUCUGUCGUCCAUGACACCCCUCUCACCGUCUUCGAGUCCCCUGACACCACUCGCGCGCAAGAGAAAGACGCAUAUCAUGGGGAUUCUCAACUUGACGCCCGACUCGUUUUCUGACGGCGGGGUGCAUGCUCAGGAUAGUAUCGCUCAGACGGUCAUCAACAUGGUUAGGGACGGCACGUCUAUUAUCGAUGUCGGCGGCCAGUCUACUGCGCCUGGCCGACCCGAGGUUUCAGCUGACGAGGAGAUAUCCCGCGUGGUGCCGGCAGUGCAGCUCAUCCGUUCCAUCCCAGAGGCUCGCGAUGUAGUCAUCAGUAUCGACACGUAUCGGGCGUCGGUAGCUGAGCAGGCGAUAGCCAGCGGUGCAGACAUGAUCAACGAUGUAUCAGCCGGUGUGCUCGACGCCGAUAUGCUCCCGACUGUGGCCCGGCUCGACAAGACCAUCUGUCUGAUGCACAUGCGCGGGACGCCGCAGACCAUGACGGAGCUCACAUCGUACCCGGACGGACUUAUCCCAACGGUGGCGUCGGAGCUCCUUUCACGGGUGGCGGCGGCCGAGGCGGCGGGGAUCCGGCGGUGGCGGAUAGUCCUCGACCCGGGCAUCGGCUUCGCCAAGACUGCAUCACAGAACCUCGAGUUACUCCGACGUCUCGAGGAGCUGAGAUACUGGCCUGGUCUCGAGGGUCUGCCGUGGCUAGUAGGAUCAAGCCGCAAGGCCUUUGUCGGGAGGAUCACGGGAGUGACGGAGCCGGCUCGACGGACGUGGGGCACGGCGGCUACGGUGGCCGCGGCGGUGCAGGGCGGGGCCGACGUGGUGAGGGUGCACGACACGGCCGAGAUGGGGGCAGUAGCCAAGAUGUCGGAUGCAAUCUGGAGGUUUUGA
Fusarium vanettenii 77-13-4 is the source of this 1419-nucleotide messenger RNA. RefSeq lists its product as uncharacterized. The record is from RefSeq and is a predicted model, not a curated record. Gene Ontology annotation, molecular function: 2-amino-4-hydroxy-6-hydroxymethyldihydropteridine diphosphokinase activity; dihydropteroate synthase activity. Gene Ontology annotation, biological process: tetrahydrofolate biosynthetic process. Bases 1 to 1419 code for a protein of 472 amino acids. Gene Ontology annotation, cellular component: mitochondrial envelope. The transcript has 3 exons. NCBI's taxonomy places the organism in Eukaryota, Fungi, Ascomycota, Sordariomycetes, Hypocreales, Nectriaceae.